AUCAACCAUCUAAUCAACCAAAACCUGAAUUAGUAAAUUCUUAUAAUGAGCCCAAUAUUUAUUCUAAAAAAAAUGAUUUACAUGAUGAUGAUAAAGAAUUAGAUGGAUCAAUUAACAUUAAAUCUU
Entrophospora candida is the source of this 126-nucleotide messenger RNA. The record is from the annotation of a GenBank genome assembly. Lineage: Eukaryota; Fungi; Glomeromycota; Glomeromycetes; Entrophosporales; Entrophosporaceae.